GCCGAUCUCACAGAGGGGGCGGAGCUGGUUGCGCGCUCUGGGUAUCGGGGCCGCGCAGGGAUCGGAGAGGAGACCGGUGUGUAUGUAGCGGAGCUGCGGGCUGACAGGAGGGGCCCAGAAUGGACAGGCCGGGGGCCCGGCGCUGAGAGCGGAUACAGGGGGACUCAAGUGCUCCCACCGGUACCGGCACAAUGAGCGGCCCCUCGGGCACGGCCGGACCCCCCUGCCGCCUGGCUCAUUACUUCGUUAUCUGCGGGACGGACGCGGACAGUGGGCUCGAACCGGAUGAACUGGCGGUUUUGUACCAGUGGCUCGAAGCAGACCGGCAUGGCAAGGGCCACGACACAGGGGAAAACUUUGAGCAGAGUCCACUGAGGAGAACCUUCAAGUCUAAAGUUCUGGCCCACUAUCCGCAGAACGUCGAGUGGAGUCCAUUCGAUCAAGAUGCUGUCAACAUGCUGUGCAUGCCCAAGGGCCUAUCGUUCCGGACACAGGCCGACGACAGGGACCCGGAGUUCCAUUCGUUCAUCAUCACGCGGGAGGACGGCUCGCGCACCUACGGCUUCGUGCUGACCUUUUACGAGGAGGUGACGAGCCGGCAGAUCUGCGCCGCCAUGCAGACGCUGUACCAGAUGCACAACGCGGAGCAGAGUAACAGCGUCUACGCCUCGUCGUCGUGCAGCAUGGACUCGCUGGCGAGCAGCGCGGACGAGAGCGACGACGCCUCAUUGGCCAAGUCCCAGCGCUACAACUCGUACGACAUCAGUAAGGACACGCUGUACGUCUCCAAGUGCAUCUGUCUGAUCACGCCGCUGCCGUUCAUGCAGUCGUGCAGGAAGUUCCUGACGCAGUUGUACAAGGCGGUCACCUCGCCGCAGCCCCCGCCGCUGCCGCUGGAGAGCUACAUCCAUAACAUUCUGUACGAGGUGCCGCUGCCCCCCCCGGGGAGGUCGCUCAAGUUCUACGGGGUAUACGAGGCUAUUGUGUGCCAGAGGCCGGGGCCCAGCGAGCUGCCCCUCUCCGACUACCCCCUCAGGGAGACCUUUGAGUUGUUGGGACUGGAAAACCUCGUGCAGCUUUUUACCUGCGUCCUGCUGGAAAUGCAGAUCCUGCUCUAUUCCCAAGACUACCAGCGGCUAAUGACAGUGGCAGAGGGCAUCACCUCUCUCCUAUUCCCCUUUCAAUGGCAGCACGUCUACGUUCCCAUCCUACCCGCCUCCCUUCUGCAUUUCCUCGAUGCGCCUGUUCCGUACCUGAUGGGUCUUCAGUCCAAAGAAGGGACCGACCGCUCCAAACUUGAACUUCCUCAAGAGGCCAACCUGUGCUUUGUGGAUAUCGAUAACCAUUUCAUCGAGCUGCCCGAGGAGUUCCCCCAGUUUCCCAACAAGCUGGAAUUCAUUCAGGAAAUCUCGGAGGUCCUGCUGCAAUACGGGAUCCCCCCCGAGGGCAACUUGCACUGCAGCGAGAGCGCCACCAAGCUGAAGAGCCUGGCCCUGGACGACUGGGUCAACGACAAGAAGAACGGCAACCUCUCCGGCAACAACAUCAACAUGUACGAACUGCUAAAGGGCAACGAGACCAUCGCCCGGCUCCAGGCGCUGACUAAGCGGACGGGGAUAACCAUGGAUAAAAUCAACCUGGCGGCGCCCCUAGUGGACGCGGAGGACGAGCAGAAAGUCCAAUGCGCCGAGAAGGAGCUUCAGGACUACAAACUCAACGUGCAGCUCCGGGAGGUCUUCGCCAAUCGCUUCACACAGAUGUUCUCCGACUACGAGGCCUUCGUGAUUCAGUCGGCCCACGAUAUGGAGUCGUGGCUCAACAACAGGGAGCAGAUGCAGAACUUCGACAAGGCUUCCUUUCUGUCCGACCAGCCGGAGCCGUACCUGCCGUUCCUGUCCCGUUUCAUCGAGACGCAGAUGUUUGCCACCUUCAUAGACAAUAAAAUUAUGUCCCUGUGGGACGAGAAGGAGCCGCUGCUGCGCGUGUUCGAUUCCCGCAUCCAGAAGUUGAGGCUGUACAACGGCCGCGCCCCCGCGCUCAGGUCCUCCAAUUAUAAGAAAUGCACCGCCCUGAAGGAGGCAGCCCAGGCCAUCGAGCAGCGGCUUACCAAGAUCGAUCAUACGGCCAUCCACCCCCACCUGCUGGAUAUGAAGAUCGGCCAGGGCAAGUACGAGCAGGGCUUCUUCCCCAAGCUGCAGUCCGACGUCCUGAUGACCGGACCGACCAAUAACAACCGAUGGGUGAGCCGUAGUGCGACGGCGCAGCGGAGGAAAGACAAACUGCGGCAGCACUCUGAGCACCUGGGCCUAGACAAUGACUUAAGGGAGCCCUCUGAGGAGAUAGUGAUCCGGCAGAACUCUAUGGCUUUCUGGGAGUGGGAUCAGGGGUCCCCCCCUCCAGCACGGCCUCCAAAAAAAUCCUACUCUGAGUGCUGCCUGAAAUACAUGCAGGAAGCCAGGAGUCUGGGCAAAACUGUCAGGCAACCGAAAUUAUCUGAUCUCUCCCCGGCGGUUAUUGCUCAGACUAACUCCAAGUUUGUUGAAGGAUUAUUAAAAGAAUGUCGUAUGAAGACAAAGCGGAUGUUGGUGGAAAAAAUGGGCCACGAAGCUGUGGAGUUGGGCCACGGAGAGGCCAAUAUAACUGGGUUAGAAGAGAACACACUGAUUGCCAGCCUGUGUGACCUGUUAGAGAGAAUAUGGAGUCACGGCCUGCUUGUUAAACAGGGCAAGUCGGCGCUGUGGUCGCACCUGGUUCAGUUCCAGGAGAGAGAGGAGCGAUUGGAGCGCACAGCGGAGUCGCCAACGGCCCCAGGGCCAGACAGGAGGAAGUCAGAUACCGGCGUCAGUUUGCCGUCUCUACGAGUGUCGCUCAUCCAAGACAUGAGGCAUAUCCAGAACCUGAGUGAGAUCAAGACGGACGUGGGCCGAGCUCGCGGGUGGAUACGGUUGUCCCUGGAGAAGAAGCUCCUGUCUCAGCACCUCAAGCAGCUUCUGACCAAUCAGUCCCUCACCAGGAAGCUGUACAAGCGCUACGCAUUUCUCCGCUGCGAGGAGGAGAAGGAGCAGUUUCUCUACCAUCUCCUGUCUCUCAAUGCCGUGGAUUACUUCUGCUUCACCAGCGUCUUUACCACUAUCAUGGUUCCUUACAGGGUUGUGAUCAUCCCCAUCAAAAAACUGAGCAACGCCAUCACCACGUCCAACCCGUGGAUUUGUGUGUCGGGGGAGCUGGGGGACACCGGGGUCAUGCAGAUUCCCAAAAACCUGCUGGAGAUGACCUUUGAGAGCCAGAAUUUGGGCAAAAUGACUACAGUUCAGCUGGGUCACGACAACUCCGGCCUUUUGGCCAAGUGGCUCGUCGACUGCGUCGUGGUCCGAAGUGAGAUCACGGGACACACGUACAAGUUCCCGUGUGGCCGCUGGCUGGGGAAAGGGGUAGAUGACGGGAGCCUAGAAAGAGUUUUGAUUGGUGAACUGAUAACCCCCACGUCGGAUGAUGAUCUUGGGAAACAAAGCCGCACCCCUCCCCAGCAGAAAUCUCCCACCGUGGCGCGCAGACUAAGCAUAACCUCCCUUACAGGAAAAAAUAUCAAACCAAAUGCUGGGCAGAUCCAGGAAGGUAUCGGAGAAGCCAUAAACAACAUAGUGAAACAUUUCCACAAACCUGAGAAAGAGAGAGGCAGCCUGACCGUCCUGCUGUGCGGAGAGAGUGGCCUCGUCUCGGCUCUGGAGCAGCUCUUUCACCACGGAUUCAAAUCCGCUCGGAUAUUCCAGAAAAGCGUCUUCAUCUGGGACUUCAUAGAGAAGGCCGUGGCUUACUUUGAAACUACCGACCAAAUAGGGGACGGUGAAGCGGAUCAUCUGAUCCCGAGGUCGUCCUGCAAGACCUUCUGCCACUACGUGAAUGCGAUCGUGGCAGCCCCCCGGCACAUUGGAAAAGAUGGGAAAUUCCAGCUCUUGGUCUGCCUAGGGGCAAGGGAUCACUUACUGGCCCUCUGGAUCCCCCUGCUGGCUGAGUGCCCGGCCAUCACCAGGAUGUACGAGGAGAACGCCCUUCUCCGAGACCCCAUGACGGUCAACUCGCUCAUACGGGUGCUGCAGACCUUACAGGAUUUCAACAUCGUGCUGGAGGGCUCCCUUGUUAAAGGCGUCGACGUUUAACCCUUGUUUGCUUCUGAACCUCUCCGUUGGCCAGGGCACCCCUCGACGCUCGUGGGAACCAAGUGCUUCAGACGCCCCCCCCCCCCUUCCUUUCUAGUCUCAGAACCUUGGGAUUUGGUUCCGGAUUAAAAGGCACACCCGGAGCGCGCGGAACUCAGUAUUGUUGCUCUGGGGGCAACGCUGCAGUGUCAUAUAGUAAAUUUGAAUCAGAUAUUUAGUACAAUAGAGUAUUUUUCCUGUGGUGUGUGUAAAUACUGCUGUAGUUUUUUUUAAGAAGAAGAAGAAAAAAAAAAAAUAACAUUAUAAUUACCAGGUGGAAUUCCAAGGAUUUUUCCCUUUUUUCCGACUGUAUUCCAACUCCCAGCAUCCUCUGCUCGCCUGUGAGGAUCUUGGUAGCUGAGUUACUUGCCCUUUAUCUAUAAGAUGCCUAAUGCUUUCCCUUUAGAACAUACCCCCCCCCCCAUAUAAUGUACUUGGUAUGGCCUAAAGGUAAGCUGCCUGGGACCCUACGAAAGUGAUAAAAAUACCUCAAAAACCCGGGAUUGCUAUUUUUCUCCCUAAUUUAUGUUGUCAGAAACCGCUGAGAGUAUUAAGCCGUAGUCUCACGAUGGCCGUCUUGUAUAUUAAUAUAAUAUAUAUAUUUUUUGUGAAUGUAAAAUGCCUAAUCCGAGGUCCCCCCCCCCAUUGUACUUGAUUAUUUUAUUUAACGUAUCAAAAGGUUUAAAUGUGCAGCCCCUCCUCCUGCUGGACACUCCCCGCCCAUUUCAGGGUGCCGGGAGUUGCAGAGGAGCUGUUGCAAGUGUUUCAUCUCAGUGUAACUGCCUAUGGGGCUGAGCUGGCUGAAAGGAAGCAUCUGAUUGGCUGCAGUGGGUUACUAUAUUUGCACCAAACUGGUCUUCAUUGCAUUGUGGGAUUAAGUUAACUUUGCAACUUUCAAUUGGUCUUCAUUUCUUAUUUUUUAUAGUUUCCUAACUGCAGAGCUGCUGAACAAAAGACUAAAUCAUUAAAAAAAAAAUAAAGACCAAUUGCAAAUUGUCUCAUGCUCUAUAUCAUACGAAAAUUUCAGUUUAAGAUGAACUACCCCUUGUAAGGCUAAGCAGAGACAUUCAGUGUCACGUGACCAGGCAGUAAGACGAUUGGUCCAUUCCUGCCUUUUUCAUUGGUUCUAGCGGUGGGGGUUCUAGUUCAACUACAGCUGCAGUUGUCUAAAGGGGAACAUAAACCUUUGUAUUAAUCGGGGGGUUUGAAGCAUGCUGGGAGAUGUAGUCCAGUAUCAGCAGGGUUGGAUUCUUAAAGAGACAGUGAUGGCUAAAGCUUUUUUACUGGGUCUCUAGGGCCCUGUUAUCAGUAUUAACUCUCCCCUCUCUGUUCCAGAGGUAACAGCUGUCUGUCUCUGUGUUCUGGAACAUCGUAGAACCUCCGGGUUAUUACAUGCUUGUCUAGCUGAGCAUUAUGGGUAUAGUAGUCCACCAAAGUAUUGGCACAAUGUACUGUAAUAUCCAUGGUACUGCCUGGUUGGCUGUCGGCUUCUGUGUAAGGGGUGAACUUCCCCUUUAAGAAACACUGCUAGCUUCAGAUCGGAUCUGUUGGACUGACCCAAUCACAUUGGGAAGAAGGGGGGUUACACAGGGGGAUGUGCACCCCAGUGAUCCCAUGACCAAUGGGCAGAGGCUUAAGCAUCUAUCGAGUGGCCAAUUGCAUAUAAACUGCUGCUUUGUAUUCCCAUGGGCGGGAAUUAUAUAUUGUUCUCUAAUAAAAUGACUUGCCCUUUAAUCCCCGUUGCAGUAUUCUAAUUAUAGGGCAUUUUGCUUUUAUUCUGGAGGAGAAGCCCAUCCCAUUGGCUGUCGGUUACACUGUAUCUAUAGUUAUCCCCACUCGCUUGGAUCCGGUACUACUGAGCCCCCCCCCCUUCGUGCAUGGCUCCCCCUCAGCCUGAAUGAGACCUUGUACUGUUCCUUUAAUGACUGCUGGGAAUGCGCUGGGAAUGAUCUCUGAUUGGCUGCAUUACGAGACACUGUACCUUUAAUUAUUACUUUGUGCUACUUUUCGAAGGUUCUGUUGUUUGGAUCAGCGGCGCCGGAGACUCGUUACAUUAAAUGCCUUUUGUUGGGGUUUUUCUUUUGGGGGGGGGGGGGGGGGGGGGGGGGGGGCUUGUGUUGAACUACUGAAUGCAUAUCCACUGGGUUUUGCUCUUACUGCAAAGUAUUCUGAAUAAAUGCACUUUAGCUGCACGCCCAGGGCUACGGAGGGGGGGCCCCCUGGAAAUGCAGGAGGGGGGGAAUGUGACAUUAUUGGGGUAUUUUCUCCCUGCGACCCUCCUGCUGUUGUUUAAUGAGCAUCGGAAUGAACAGUUGUUACUAAGGACUCGUAGCCGGGGCCCCUUCUGAUGCUUAGGGGCCAAUGCUCUCCGGGCCCCUCCCUAACACUGGCCCUUGGCAUUUCCAACAUAAUGUCUAGGUAUUGGGUUUGCUGUAAAACUACCUGCUCUCCGACGUCUGCAUCGUGGGCAAAGGCCGGGGCAAGAGUGCCGCCUUGUUGCCCCCUGUGUUGCCUGCCCUGUUGGCUCAAAUAAACAGGGGGGAGCAGAGUAGGUUUGCUUUCCUUUUUUCUUACGAAAUCCGUUCAAUGUAACUGCUUUCCCUCAUAAUAAAAUGUUCUUUUUUUCUUGCUA
Molecule: messenger RNA, 6828 nt
Organism: Xenopus tropicalis (tropical clawed frog)
Lineage: Eukaryota; Metazoa; Chordata; Amphibia; Anura; Pipidae
Gene: dennd5b
Product: DENN/MADD domain containing 5B
Exons: 23
Coding region: 192-4157 (1321 amino acids)
Cellular component (GO): membrane
Molecular function (GO): small GTPase binding; guanyl-nucleotide exchange factor activity
Source: RefSeq, a predicted model, not a curated record